CUUUUUUUUUUCUUUAUAUUCAGUUAUUGGCCUGGAAUUAUAAUUCUCUGCUGUAUUUUUUGUUUGUUUCAAAGUAGAAACUAGAAAGAGAGGAAAAAUAAUAGAUAUUUCAUGGUCUUCCAAGUUCAUGCCUGGAAAACUUGAACGGCUCCAAGUUCUGCUUCUAUGCUUGAUCGAUAACAUUAACCACAAUUUGAAGAGAAUUAUGAGUUGUAGCUGCUUUGGCUCUUCAGCUUUAGUGAAGAAAAGGCGGUCUGGUCAAGCUCAUGAUGACAUAGAUGGUGAUUUGCUGGAAAGUAUAAAACAUUUCUCCUACAAUGAGCUAAGAGCAGCAACGGAUGAUUUCCAUACAAGGAAUAAACUAGGGCGUGGAGGCUUUGGAACUGUUUACAUGGGAACCCUUAAAAAGGGAGUACAAGUUGCUGUAAAGACACUUUCAGCUCAGUCAAAGCAGGGUGUUCGUGAGUUCUUGACCGAAAUUAAGACUAUAUCAAAUGUCAGGCAUCCCAAUCUUGUUGAGUUGAUUGGUUGCUGUAUUGAUGGGGCUAACCGGAUUUUGGUCUACGAGUAUUUAGAAAAUAAUAGCCUUGAGCGCGCACUGUUAAGUUCAAGGAGUACAUGUAUCAUGCUAGACUGGGGUAAAAGAUCUACUAUUUGCUUGGGCGUUGCUAGGGGUCUUGCAUAUCUUCAUGAAGAACUUGAGCCGCAUAUUGUGCAUCGCGACAUCAAAGCUAGUAACAUACUUCUUGACACGGACUUAAAUCCAAAGAUUGGAGACUUUGGGUUGGCUAGACUUUUCCCGGAUAAUAUUACCCACAUUAGCACAAAAAUUGCUGGAACAACUGGUUAUUUGGCGCCAGAAUAUGCCAUGGGUGGUCAGUUAACUUUGAAGGCUGAUGUGUACAGUUUUGGCGUUCUAAUACUCGAAAUAAUCAGUGGCAGAAGCAGUUCCAAGGAGAACUGGGGAGGGACGCAGCAACUUCUUGUGGAAUAUGCAUGGCAACUCCAUGAAGAAGGGAGACUCUUGGAGCUAGUAGAUCCCCAGAUGGCCGAGUUUCCAAACGAAGAAGUCCUUAGAUUUAUCAAGGUAGCAUUCUUCUGCACCCAGGCGGCUUCCAAUCGGAGGCCGCUGAUGAGCCAAGUUGUGAACAUGCUCUCGAGAAACAUCCGGCUCAAUGAGAAAGAACUUACAGCCCCUGGCUACUUUCAAGAUUCAAGGAACGGCGCAUCUUCUUCAAAGAAAACCGGUUUGACUAGCGUUGAGAUGAGCUCUGUCCCCGUCACUAUAACUCAGGUGACCCCUCGAUAAUGGAGGGCUGAAGUUGCUGAUUCAUUUCAGGAAUGAGGAAUUUGCAGCUGAGUUCUUCUGGUCUACAGAUGCGGAAUCAUCCGCAGUGCUAGAGUAAAACAUUCCAAGAGAUGGCUUUUAGUUUGAUCAUACAUAGCUCAUCUAGAGAGUAGUUUGUGCAGUAGCAGAUUAUGUUUCAAACAACAAUUUUGUAAUGUUCUUUGCAUGAUGGAAAAAUUAUUUUUGUCAUAGUAUAUUAUGUACUUCGCAAGAAUUAUAAAGAAAAGUGAUGCAACUAUAAUUUAUACUAACAAAUUUGUCAUGUUCUUUG
Morus notabilis is the source of this 1619-nucleotide messenger RNA. Its product is annotated as putative serine/threonine-protein kinase. Gene Ontology annotation, molecular function: ATP binding; protein kinase activity. The record is from RefSeq and is a predicted model, not a curated record. The coding region runs from base 128 to 1309 and encodes 393 amino acids. Gene Ontology annotation, biological process: protein phosphorylation. Lineage: Eukaryota; Viridiplantae; Streptophyta; Magnoliopsida; Rosales; Moraceae. The transcript has 7 exons.